Colletotrichum orchidophilum is the source of this 957-nucleotide messenger RNA. RefSeq lists its product as uncharacterized. The record is from RefSeq and is a predicted model, not a curated record. The transcript has a single exon. NCBI's taxonomy places the organism in Eukaryota, Fungi, Ascomycota, Sordariomycetes, Glomerellales, Glomerellaceae. The coding region runs from base 1 to 957 and encodes 318 amino acids.
AUGACUUCAACUCUUCCUCCAAACGGCCGUCUCGUCAACAUCGGCACCCACUCUCUAGCACUCUACGCCCAUGGACCGGAGCCCAGAAGCCCCACAGACCCCGUCGUGCUCUUCGUUUCCGGCGUGGCCAGCGACGCCCUCAACUGGCAAGCCGUAGUGCGGCUUCUCGGCCCCUCUCAGUUGCGGAGCUACACGUAUGACCGUUCCGGCUACCGGAACUCAGACCCCUCGCCCUCCCCCCCGACGGCCGAGAACAUCGCCUUAGAGCUCGCUCUCCUGCUCGAACACGCGCCCAUUCCGAACCCGCUGAUUCUCGCGGGGCACUCCUGGGCGGGCGUGCUCACGCACGAGUACUUUGCUCUCAAGGGGACCAGUCAGGUCGCAGGCCUUGUGCUUGUGGACGCGAACCACGAGACGGCGCCGCUUGUGCUGAACGUCAAUGAUCCCGUCCUUUGGACCGUCGCCGCGGGGGUCAAUGUAUACGCCGCCUGGGGGCUGGCGGCGUCGCAUAAGCUCACGCAAGAGGAGUGGGACGCCUUUAUCGCGGCGGAGGCCACCAAGAAGCACAAGCUGAUUGCGCAGCGGGAGAAUUCCGAGGGGUACGCGCCGAGUUUUGAGACGCUCAGAAGGAAGGGCUUGGAGACCAGACAGCCGCUUCUCGGUGACAAGCCGGUGUAUGUGAUUGCGGGUACGCGGAGCCGGGAUUGGAGCGGGUUAUACGCGGCGGGCGUCGCGAGGGGGAACGGGACGGAGGAGGAGAGGAGGCAUGUCAGGGCGAUUAUUGAGACUGUUGAUGCGAAGAGUGAGGGGCUCAUGAGAGAGUUUUUGAAGCUCUCUAGGAGGAGUGAGAUUAUAUUUGCGAGAGAGAGUGGGCAUUUUGUGCAGAUGACGCAGCCGGAGGUCGUUGUUCGCGGGGUGAGGUGGGUGCUGGAUAAUCAACCGGCGUCGUCUGAGUAG